AUGAGAACAAUAAAAUAUUCUUUUCUGCUCAUUUUCCUACUUGGCGUCUGGGUCUCUGCAAUACCCGUCGCGGAAUUCCCUGAAAAACGAGAUGAUUACGUUACUUCUAAUAUAUUUGAACCUAUAGUUAUUCCUGAAAAACCUGACCAACCCCAAGUUCGCAAAUACACUUUAAAAUUAAGUCAAAAAGAUUUCGCUCCUGAUGGUUUUCAGCGUUUAUGUUCCUUAGUAAAUGAUCAAUAUCCCGGUCCUCUUCUUCAAGCUUAUAAAGGUGAUACAUUCUCUAUAACUGUGGAAAAUGACCUUCCUGUUGAGACGUCAAUGCAUUGGCAUGGAAUGUUUCAAAGAGGAACUCCGUGGUAUGAUGGUGUACCCGGAAUGACUCAAUGCGUAAUUCCUCAAAAGUCCUCUUUCACCUAUGAAUUCUCCGUUGAGAGUCAAAGUGGAACUUAUUGGUGGCAUUCACAUUACAUGUCUCAAUACAUUGAUGGCUUGCUAGGCCCCUUGGUCAUUCAUGAUAAGGAUGAUCCAUACGUGAAAGAAUACGAUUACGAAUAUGUGGUUACCUUAACUGAUUGGUAUCAUGGACAAUCCAAGGAUUUAUUGGCUCAAUUCUUGACUCCAGGAUAUACAGGACUUAAUCCCGUCCCUGAUUCAGGUCUUAUAAGUGGAAAAGGUCAAUACAAUUGCGAUGGUAAAUCUGGAUCCAAAUGCUCUCCUUAUGCCGUUUACAAAGUUAAAAAAGGAAAAAAAUAUAGAUUCCGUAUCAUUAAUACCAGUGCUGAAGCAUAUUACGCCUUUUCAAUUGAUGGUCAUAAGAUGAAAAUAAUUGAAGUUGAAGGAACUUUGGUUAAACCCGUCGAAGUUAAUCAACUUGGCCUUCAUAUAGCUCAACGAUACUCUGUGAUAGUUGAAGCUAAUCAAGAUGGUGGAAACUUCUGGAUGCGUGCUAAUAUGUCCGAAUCCUGUAUUGGUAAAAAUAAUCGGACUAUUAAUGCUAACUCACUUCUCAACAAUGAUGUUCGCGGCAUCCUCUCUUAUGAAGGUUCCGAUGAUAAAGUUCCUAAUUCUCAAGCAUUCCCUGAUGAAGUUACUCCAUGUAGAAAUCUUGACAGUAAAAAAUUAAAACCAUUAGCAGAUGCCCCAUGCCCUGAUAAAACUGAUUCUCUUUCACUCAACGUAACAUUUGGUCGUAGUGCAAAAAAUGUAUCUGAAGCAAGGAUAAACAAUUCAAGUUACGUUCCAACUUAUUCAAACCCAACACUUUUGGGCAUUAUUGAAAAUAACCUUGAUGUAAAAACUUUGCCAAGAUCACAAAACGCACAUUCAUUUGACAAUGAAAAGGGUAUUCUUGAAAUAACCGUGUUUAAAGGUGCAGGACAAAAAGUUGACGAAGGUUCUUUAAAUAAGCAAGAUCCCCCGAUUCGUGAUACUACAAUAAUUCCAGCUAACGGAUGGUCGGUUUUGCGUAUGAGGACCGAAAAUCCUGGUGUUUGGAGUUUCCAUUGUCAUAUUGAAUGGCACAUUGAACUUGGUAUGGCAGAACAAUUGGUCUUUGUCCCUUCAAAAUUAAAGGAUUUCAAAUUACCUGAUAGUGUUAAAG
This is a messenger RNA of Racocetra persica, 1603 nucleotides long. NCBI's taxonomy places the organism in Eukaryota, Fungi, Glomeromycota, Glomeromycetes, Diversisporales, Gigasporaceae. The record is from the annotation of a GenBank genome assembly.